Echinops telfairi (small Madagascar hedgehog) is the source of this 3918-nucleotide messenger RNA. RefSeq names its product seizure related 6 homolog (gene SEZ6). Gene Ontology annotation, cellular component: dendritic spine; endoplasmic reticulum; neuronal cell body. Gene Ontology annotation, biological process: regulation of dendrite development; synapse maturation. The record is from RefSeq and is a predicted model, not a curated record. Bases 30 to 2984 code for a protein of 984 amino acids. The transcript is spliced from 17 exons. NCBI's taxonomy places the organism in Eukaryota, Metazoa, Chordata, Mammalia, Afrosoricida, Tenrecidae.
ACCUGAGACAGCCAACAGGUGUCAUCGCCAUGGCUUAUCUAGGACUCUCCUCGGAGGCACCAACCAUGGGUGAAGGGCAGGCCCUAGCCAUCGAGGACACAGACAAGGAGCUGACUGCAGCCCCUACACCUGAGCAGCCAGAACACGGAGGAAUCCAUUUUGUCACCACUGCCCCAACCCUGAAGCUGCUCAACCACCACCCGCUGCUAGAGGAAUUCCUCCAAGGCCUGGAGCAGGGAGAGGAGGAGCUGAGGCCCGCGCCGCCCUUCCAGCCGGACCCACCGGCACCCUUCCCUCCGAGUCCCCUCCCUCGCCUGGCCAACCAGGAUAGCCGCCCCAUCUUCACCAGCCCCACUCCGGCCACAGCUACAGCACCCGUUCAGCCCCAGACCAGGGAGGGACCCUGGAGCCUGGAGUCAGAGCCCCCUGCACUUCCUGUCACGACUCCUCUACCUCCAGGGCCCAGCCUGGCGGUGCCCACCCCAAGCCCAGGGGAGAAGCCCAGCACUACGCCCCCUGGCAGAACCUGGACUCCCACCCAAGAAGGUCCAGGCGACAUGGGCAGGCCAUGGGCUCCAGAGGUCGUGUCUCAGACCACUGGACUCAGGCUUGAAAGGACCACGGCCACCUCCACAGCUUCGGGGGACGAUGAGGAGACCACCUCUACGACCACCAUCAUCACCACCACCGUCACCACAGUCCAGGCACCAGGCCCUUGCAGCUGGAAUUUCUCCGGUCCAGAGGGCUUCCUGGACUCUCCCAGAGCUGCCAAUGCCCCCUCGGAGGUCGGCCUGGACUGUUUCUACUACAUUUCUGUCUAUCCUGGCUACGGAGUAGAAAUCAAGGUCCAGAACAUCAGCCUCCGGGAGGGAGAGACUGUGACAGUGGAGGGCCUAGGGGGACCGGACCCAUUGCCCCUGGCCAACCAAUCUUUCCUGCUCCGGGGUCACGUCAUCCGAAGCCCCACCCACCAAGCGGCCCUGAGGUUCCAGAGCCUCCCACCACCUGCAGGGCCAGGCACCUUCCACUUCCACUACCAAGCUUAUCUCCUGACCUGUCACUUUCCCCGACGUCCAGCUUAUGGAGAUCUUACGGUCACCAGCCUCCACCCAGGAGGCAGUGCCCGCUUCCACUGUGCCACUGGCUAUCAGCUGAAAGGUGCCAGGCUCCUUACCUGCCUCAAUGCCACCAAGCCCUUCUGGGACUCCCAAGAGCCAGUCUGCAUCGCUGCCUGCGGCGGGGUGGUCCGCAACGCCACCAUCGGCCGCAUUGUCUCUCCGGGGUACCCCGGAAACUACAGCAACAACCUGACGUGCCACUGGCUGCUCGAGGCGCCCGCGGGCCAGCGGCUGCACCUGCACUUCGAGAAGGUUUCCCUGGCAGAGGAUGACGACAGGCUCAUCAUCCGCAAUGGAGACAACGUGGAGGCCCCGCCCGUGUACGACUCCUACGAGGUGGAAUACCUGCCCAUCGAGGGCCUGCUCAGCGCUGGCCGACACUUCUUUGUGGAGUUCGGCACCGACAGCAGCGGGGCAGCGGCGGGCAUGGCCCUGCGCUAUGAGGCUUUCCAGCAGGGCCAUUGCUAUGAGCCUUUUGUCAAAUACGGCAACUUCAGCAGCAGUGCGCCCUCCUACCCCGUGGGCACCACGGUGGAGUUCAGCUGCGACCCUGGUUACACCCUGGAGCAAGGUUCCAUCAUCAUCGAAUGUGUGGACUCCCACGACCCCCAGUGGAAUGAGACGGAGCCGGCCUGCCGAGCCGUGUGCAGCGGGGAGAUCACAGAUUCAGCUGGCGUGGUGCUCUCCCCGAACUGGCCGGAGCCCUAUGGCCGAGGGCAGGACUGCAUCUGGGGCGUGCACGUGGAGGAGGACAAGCGCAUCAUGCUGGAUGUCCGAGUGCUCCGCAUUGGCUCUGGGGAUGUGCUAACCUUCUAUGAUGGGGAUGACCUGACAGCUCGGGUCCUGGGACAGUACUCAGGGCCCCGCGGCCACUUCAAGCUCUUUACCUCCAUGGCUGACGUCACUAUCCAGUUCCAGUCGGACCCCGGGGCCCCUGUGCUGGGCUACCAGCAGGGCUUCGUCAUCCACUUCUUCGAGGUACCCCGCAACGACACUUGUCCAGAGCUGCCCGAGAUCCCCAAUGGCUGGAAGAGCCCGUCGCAACCUGAGCUGGUACACGGCACUGUGGUCACCUACCAGUGCUACCCCGGCUACCAAGUGGUGGGGUCCAGUGUCCUCAUGUGUCAGUGGGACCUAACCUGGAGUGAGGACCUGCCCUCUUGUCAGCGGGUGACUUCCUGCCGUGACCCUGGGGAUGUGGAGCACAGCCGGCGCCUUGUAUCCAGCCCCAAGUUCCCCGUGGGGACCACCGUGCAGUAUCUCUGUGACCAGGGCUUUGUGCUGACGGGCAGCGCUGUCCUCACCUGCCAUGACCGCCAGGCCGGCAGCCCCAAGUGGAGUGACCGGGCCCCCAAGUGUCUUGUGGAGCAGCUCAAGCCGUGCCCCAGCCUUGGCGCCCCUGAGAAUGGGGCCCGAAGUCCUGAGAAGCGGCUCCACCCAGCAGGGGCCACCAUUCACUUCUCAUGUGCCCCUGGCUAUGUGCUGAAAGGUCAGGCCAGCAUCAAGUGUGUGCCUGGGCACCCCUCACACUGGAGUGACCCCCCACCCACCUGUGCAGCUGCCUCUCCGGAUGCGUUCUACAGCGGCCGCAGCCUGGAUGUUGCCAAGACGCCCGCUGCCUCCAGCGUCCUGGACGCUGCCCACAUUGCAGCAGCCAUCUUCCUGCCACUGGUCGCGAUGGUGCUGUUGGUGGGCGGUGCGUAUGUCUAUUUCUUCAGGCUCCAGGGGAAAACCACCCUGCAGCUGCCCCAGACACCCCCCCAGCCCUAUGACCGCAUCACCGUGGAGUCAGCAUUUGACAAUCCGACUUAUGAGACUGGAUUGCUUUGCUUUGCAGGAGACGAAAGAAUAGAAGUUUCCAUCUAGACGGCCCUGCGGCCCGGCCUGGCACCAGGCUCCUGGCUUCCUGCUGGCCUUGCACCUCUGUACAUACCACCUGGGAAGAGAUGCCACCAGCCCCUCAAGAAAUUGUGCCCUUCCCCACCUGCGAGGCCCACCAGGGCCUGUUUCCUGUUACCACUGCCCACAUAAAGCCCUUCCUUGGGUCCAAGGGCAUCGGGGGGCAUCUGCCGGAGGACAAACUCGCCUAGAGCACAUGCAUCAAGGACCAGCAUUCUCCUGACCCUCCCACCUUCCCUGUCCCUCCGACCUUGAACUCACCGGCAACGUGAUACCCAUCUGCACGUGACUGCCAUCAGCCCUGGCAGAGCAACAUGACAGUGGUGGAAACUGGGCGUGGGUGCUCCUCACAGGGCCAACACCAGUGGCCAAAACAGCUCUCUCCGGGGUGGCCUCAGAGUAGUCCCUAGAGGCCCAGCCCAGCCCUCAGGGAGGUCUCUGGUUCCUCUCUAGAAUGGACAGUUCAGCCUCCUUCUCCUUCCCAGUAGAAGUGAUGAUUCUAAGGGGUAUUAUGGGGCUCAGGGACCCUACUUAAAGCUCUGCCUGGGGUCCCCACCACACUACUUCCCUGGCAACCUUAUACCCAGAGGAGAAGAACUUCCCCUGAUGUCAAUCUGGAUGUUACCAGCCUUCUCUUUCCCAUCGUUCCUUCCUACCACCCCAGCCACUUGCCAGGUUUCCCUCCUGGCCACGUGUUUGUGGGCGAGAGAGUGGGCAGGCAUAUCCCAGAGAGCAGCAGAAGCCCCAGGAGUUUGGCGCAGAGCAGGGGUCCGAGAACCAGGAGGUGGCUGCAGGCCACUUUGUACAUGCAAUGUAUUAUAGGGGGUCUGGGCUCCUGUCAGAGAGCAAUCUUUUAUUUCUGUUGUUUCCUUAUUAAAAUGGUGUUUUGGAAAAAAACUAA